AUGGACGUUCCUGAGUUUUUUAAAAGUGGUCUGGAAUUUCAUAAGUACGCUUUAUCAAAAGACUUUAAACAAAAAACGUUAAAAGACAGAUUGGACAAUUUUAAGAAUAACAGAAAACAAACAAGAAAUAAUACGAUUUGCAACAACAGAAAAAUAGACAAGAAUAUGACGCCGUACAAGACACCAGAACCGAAAAUGGGGAAAGUUAAUCAAAAGAAUAGUUCAAAUAAGGUUAAUACUUCUUUAUUUCAAAAUAGUCAUCCCAAAGGUAGCCGGUUUGAAAUGCUACAAAAGUGGAAACUUGAAAAGGAAAAACGAAUUGUACAGGAACGAUCUAAAAUGAAGCCUAUAUUCAAAGUUUGCCAUGUGCAAGAUAAGAUAGGUUUGCCCGAUUUGGAUAAAGUAAAUAACGAAAUUAAAGGAAAACCAAUUAAAAAAAACCCUACACCACUAAAAUCACGAUUUGCGCCGGCAAAUCACGAAUUUCGACCCCCUACAAAUAUUAAACCGAUUUACAUAGACAAAAACAGACCGCCUUCUACAAGAUUAACACGGCAAACUGUAAUCAAAAAAGAGGAAGCCACUAAAAGAAAGCUAGACUUUAAUAAAGAUUUUGUUACAAAUGCUUUGCCUGUAAAACAUAACACUAGAAAUAAAGUUGCUAGUAUGGUGAAUUUAAGGAAAUCUGUUUCGGAAAACAAUCUAGCUAAGACAAAAGUUACCCCAAAAAAGGGGAAAGGUGUACAACAUACGAAAAAAGCUGAAAUGCCGAAAAGCAAUACUAAAGUAACAACACCUCCCAAAAAAGCCAGAGGUAGGCCGAAGAAAAACCCUGUUGAAAUAAAAGUAGAAAAAGCACCUGAAAUUAAAACUACAAACACAAUAAAAACACCAAAAAGUGCCAUAAAAACCCAACAAAAAUUACCCAAAAUUGAAACAACAAGAACGCCAAAAAGUGCCAUAAAAACUCAACAAAAGAUAGAAAAAACACCUAAAACUGAAACUGCAAACACAAUAAAAACACCCAAAAGUGGCUCAAAAACAACAAAAAAUUUCGAAAAAACUCCCAAAAACAGUACUAGAACACAGAAAAAUAUUAAAAAGGCUCCCUGUGGUAAUAAUUGGGAUGUAGAAUACAAUGGGGAAAGUUCAGAGGAAAAAUCUUCAAUCCCAUCAACAUCAACCAUUGAUAGUAAUAAUCUUGAAAAGUUUACCACACCAGAGAAACAAGAAAAUGAUGCAUUCCCUGUUUACGUGAGCCCGUUUGUGACCGUGUCGAGAGGCAAAAACAGCGCCAGAAAAGAAUAUCAAAUACGAAAUUCGAUGAGUAAAAGCCUUAGCGAGUCGCCAACAUUCGAAAAUAAAGACGUCUCGAAACACACAAGUCCUAAGGCCGGGGCCGAAUAUUUCUCCAGAAAGUUGGAAAGAGAAAUCAAUCGCAUUGAACGUGUAUGCAACGAAUGGGAAUCGUACAAAGAAGAAUCUGAUAUUCCCAGCGAAGCCCUGGAUAUGAUAGACGUCGCGAUAGGCCAGUCGCGGUUGCUUAUAGCGAAGAAAUUUCAGCAGUUUCGCGGUUUGGUGGAGCAGUGUCGUACUUGUGAAUACGCGGAAAAACCGAUCACCUGUAAAGAUUUGCACGGGUUCUGGGAUAUGAUUUACAUGCAGGUGGAAGAUCUGGACAAAAGAUUCAGCAACUUGCGGAUGUUAAGGGGCAACAAUUGGGAGGAGUUGAUGCCGGAGAUUAAGGCGGCCGUGAUACCCGUUGCCAAGAGAGGCAGACCUGCCAGCAAGAAGACUAAAGCGUCUUCGGGUUUGAGGGAGUUGAUUAAGGCUCAGAGGAGCAAGAAGAGGGAUGUGGAAAGUGGUGGUUCAGACGAAGGCAAAACUUUCGACGGCGGGUAUUUCUGCGUGAAGUCGCCGGUGAGGGGUUGCCCCGGCUCUGCGAAGCGCAUGAGUUUGCGGAUGUCGGUGCUGGCUUCGGAGGCCAAGAAGCGCGGGAGUUCCCCGGGUUUGGCGAUGAUGAGGCUGUCGCAGGCCAUCAAGUGCGGGGACGGGCUGACGCCGGGCAAGAGCAUACUCAAGCCGGAAGGGGCCAAGUCGGCCAAAAAGUCCGUUCUCUUCAAGGAGGAUCUGCCGAGGAUCAGCGUUUCCAAGGCCGUUCUCUUUCGAGACGAUUCCAGCGAUGAUUCCAACGACGAAAACGAUGCGAAUCGGAGCAAUUUGAGUGGGCCGAGUGCAACGCGGAAAUCCUCCAGACUGAAUAAAGUUUAG
Brassicogethes aeneus is the source of this 2271-nucleotide messenger RNA. The record is from the annotation of a GenBank genome assembly. NCBI's taxonomy places the organism in Eukaryota, Metazoa, Arthropoda, Insecta, Coleoptera, Nitidulidae.